AUUGCAUACAGUUUCAGGUGAACCGAAAAUCAUAGCGAGUUUUCAAACACUGGGCUAGUGACUUCGCAACCUUCGACCAAGCCGCUUCAGGAAGGAGACUCAAAAUGGAUUCUGAAGUAAAAGACGUGUUGACGCAUCUUGACUUCUCUACAGAGGUAACCAUCCUGUUCCAACGUUGGCACGUCACAACGAUCCCCGGUUUGGUCCUCAGCUGUGCUUGUCUCGUCAUCGUGGCGUUUUUCUACAGGUUGCUCAAAGUUUUAAUAGGGAUUUAUGCCGAGGAGGGCGCCGCCAGCGACGAGAAUCCUCCCCAGGAGACGGCCGACGAGAAGAAGAGAAUUUUAGGAGAAAUUGGCAAGCGUAAGGUCCAAGUGGCACGAUUUUUGAGUAAGCAUAACGUCAUCCAGAUACUUCUGAGCCUGGCCAAGAGAGUACUCGGAUAUGCUCUCAUUCUCGUCGUCGUGACGUAUAAUGGUUGGCUGAUUUUGAGCAUUUUGACUGGUCUCGUGUUAGGCCACGUAGCGGAGCUGGCGUGGAAACGAGGCCGAAACGUGACGACCGAUGACGAUGUUGACGACGAAGGAUAAAGCGCGCCAUCAUGCGGCAACAUAAAUCCUGCCGCACCUUCAAGAGAACAACAAAAAUGCCACGACAGGACUUCACAAGCAACUUCUACAUGAACUAUUCUCUGAAUGUAAAAGAUUUACUUCACGACCUGAAGGUCACUAACGCGUAUCAUACCAGUGCACAUUGUUUGAAAAAAUCAAGUGCUUUUUAUUCACUGGACUAACAAGGAACCUAUGGGUGCGCCCCACCAAUUUCAAAACGAGAAUUCACGCGGGUAAUCAGCAUGAAAGUAGACAUGCAACUCCUUUUGAAAACAGGAAAUUGCUUGACAGAAAAAAAAAGGGGGGGGGUUGUGUAAAUAGAGCCCAGGAUUAACUCCUUGGUUGAGGGCUUCCGUAUAAGGGCUCACUUGAAAAAAAGAAAUACGGUUGAGAAAUGGGUGCUAAAAGCUUGAGCAUGGCCUGAGACAGUGGAAGGAUGUCAUAUGUAAAAUGGCUUCAUGUUAGCUCGGGAACUAUCAUUUGUUGGGAGGUUUCUUUGGUUAUUAAUGAUUAUCUAAGAAUGUAAUUUGCUAACCCAUCAAAAAUUGAAAAGAAAUGGGAAGAUGAAGGACCAGACAAUAAUUGAACUUUUGUUGGAGAAACCCCUGUGGUGUCGGCUUACAUGUACAAUGUACUUACGUUAUCUGGCCCUGGUCUUUGUUUAUUUUACAAUUUUUUCAAUCGGGCCGGGUUGGUAGACCCCUAUUACAUAAUGACGUCAUACUUUAUUUUGUGUGCUUUCCUAUAGGGGCUCGAUGCUAUAGGAACGAGCAUAAUUAUGUUGACCAAAUUCUUGACGUCACUAUGUUACAGGUCUUUGUCGCACUAUGCCAAUCCAAAGCAUGGUUUCAGCCCGGCUCCAGCCAUGAUAUGCAACGAGCAAAUAAUGAUGUAAUACCCCCUUUCAAUAUCUUGACAAUUUGGGACUUUCACAGGUUAUUUUAUAGAAAAUGCACCAAUUUUUGUGUCAUGCAUGCCUUGUGCAUAAAGGGCUAGUGGAAAGUUCUGUUCCCCUACGCCGAGAAAGGGGGAACCCUUGGGCAGGCAGAGGGCCUGGGUUGGUAGGGGGUGUGAAGUCUAUAUCCUCCGUCCACUUUAUACCAAGAGAAAGGGCUAUUGAGUAAUCCCCACUUUUUCGUGGUGGGAGACAAGGUGGGAGUCUGAGGUACCUUUGAGCCCCCAACCCCCAUCGAUCAUUCCGCCCUCAUUCGCCAACAUAGAUUUAUUCCGGGGGGGGGGGGUUAGGGAUUCCUCGUGAGAGGCGGUUCAAGUUUCUCGCCCGAUGGGGUCGGAAUAUUCAGAGACGAUGAAAAGAACGACAGGAAUUACUGAACACCACCAAGUGAAACCGCACGAAAUAGGUUUUAAAAGGCUUCAACUUGUUCUUCUAUUGUCACAAGUUUUUCGAAUACUUAUUGCUUGAAACUAAACAGGCCGAAAAGCAAUAAAAACACACCAAUAUUCACAUUAGUUAAUGGCACUUAUGUAAUAAACAUCAUCCAUAAUAAAAUGCUCUUUUUGUUUUCACUGGCAUUAUAAGUUUACCGUGAAUAUCUUCCACCCUUCAUUUGAUGUUGACAUCGUGGUCGAAAGAGUCACUGUUGUCAAUAAUGCUUCAGCUACUGAAUGCCACAAAAAUAAAGUCUGAUUCCGACACGGUACUGCAUUAAAGAUGGCAAACCGCGCAGAACUGCAGAUGUUGGAUAUGACUUAGGAAGACCAUGGCAAACCGCGCAGAACUGCAGAUGUUGGAUAUGACUUAGGAAGACCAUG
This is a messenger RNA of Acanthaster planci (crown-of-thorns starfish), 2381 nucleotides long. RefSeq lists its product as uncharacterized. The record is from RefSeq and is a predicted model, not a curated record. Gene Ontology annotation, molecular function: copper ion transmembrane transporter activity. Gene Ontology annotation, cellular component: membrane. Gene Ontology annotation, biological process: copper ion transmembrane transport. Lineage: Eukaryota; Metazoa; Echinodermata; Asteroidea; Valvatida; Acanthasteridae.